Molecule: messenger RNA, 1460 nt
Organism: Pimephales promelas (fathead minnow)
Lineage: Eukaryota; Metazoa; Chordata; Actinopteri; Cypriniformes; Leuciscidae
Gene: cth1
Product: cysteine three histidine 1
Molecular function (GO): metal ion binding; mRNA binding
Source: RefSeq, a predicted model, not a curated record
AAGGCCGAAGAGUUGUCGCUGCGUGGGACUUGCCAGUCAGUCUGCGUCUUCCACCUGGGUUAAAGUAAAGGACUCGAGGGUUUUCCGGAGUUAGAUCAGGUGUUUUGGUUGCUUGAACGUCACUUUUUGAACGACACAGCCCUCGUUUUAUUAAUCUGCCGUUGAGUUUUGUAAAGCAGUCCAAAAACGCACAGCAAUGUUUGAGACCAGUCAAGAUGACCUGUUCCUGUUCCCUACUGAAGGCCUGAAUGAGGCUUUUUUCCCUGAGGCAGAGGGUUUAGGGCAAGGGAGCCAGUCUCUUGCUGAGGCUUUGCUUCCCCUGGUUGAGUCUCCAUCAUCCCCUCCGAUUACCCCGUGGCUCUGCUCCACCCGCUACAAGACCGAACUGUGCAGCCGCUAUGCUGAGACUGGUACCUGCAAGUAUGCCGAACGCUGCCAGUUUGCCCAUGGCCUUCAUGAUCUCCACGUUCCCUCCCGCCAUCCCAAAUACAAAACCGAGCUGUGUCGUACCUACCACACCGCCGGCUACUGCGUUUAUGGCACGCGAUGUCUGUUUGUGCACAACCUUAAAGAGCAAAGGCCCGUCCGUCCCCGGCGCAGGAAUGUACCAUGCCGUACCUAUCGUGCGUUCGGGGUUUGCCCUUUUGGCACUAGAUGCCACUUUCUUCAUGUCGAGGGUGGCUCUGAAUCAGACAGUAGGGAGGAAGAACGAACCUGGCCGUCUCCGUCACAAUCCCAAGAGUGGAAGCCUCGCGGUGCCCUCUGUCGCACCUUUAGCGCUUUUGGUUUCUGUCUGUAUGGCACCCGUUGCCGGUUCCAGCACGGGCUUCCCAAUACAAUCAAAGGAGUCAACUUGAACCGCACAUCCUGGCCUCAUCAGAUGCCCAACGGUGGAUCGAUUUCGCCAGACUCGGACAUGUGUUCAUCUCCAUCUCCGCCUCCAUCUGCUUUGGCCUCGCCGGUGUUCCCCGAUGGCUCUGGUCCGAUCACGCCUCCGUCCGUGGAAGCGGUGGCCAACAAUGCGUUCACCUUCAGCAGCCAACAUCUGAAUGACCUGCUGCUACCUCUGGCCCUCAGGCUCCAGAUGUUGGAGAAAGCUAGCAAUGCUGGUCCUCAAGAUGCUCUAAUGUGAAUCCUGUGGUGGGAUCCCAGAAGUUAACCACUAUAAACUUGACUGACUACUGUGCUAAAUUUAUAUUUAACUAGUUUUUAUUAGUAAGUGUACAGUCUUUUUGCCACUUUUAACUGCUUUUGAGACUUCUCAAGUGUUUGCUUUUUAUCUUAAAGUCUGUCUUGUACUUCAGAGGCCACUUAUUGACAGACUGAACUAAGUCUGUAACUAAGACUUGUUUUAUGUGUAUAUAUGACGGAUUUGACUAUGAAUGUUUUUAAGUGAUUUUAAAAAUAAGUGACUUAAGUUAUAUUGGUAACAGCAUCUUUAUAUCUCAAUAAAACUUCCU